Myotis lucifugus (little brown bat) is the source of this 862-nucleotide messenger RNA. RefSeq names its product chemerin chemokine-like receptor 1 (gene CMKLR1). Gene Ontology annotation, cellular component: plasma membrane. NCBI's taxonomy places the organism in Eukaryota, Metazoa, Chordata, Mammalia, Chiroptera, Vespertilionidae. Gene Ontology annotation, biological process: phospholipase C-activating G protein-coupled receptor signaling pathway; inflammatory response; positive regulation of macrophage chemotaxis. The record is from RefSeq and is a predicted model, not a curated record. Gene Ontology annotation, molecular function: complement receptor activity; G protein-coupled receptor activity. The transcript has 3 exons. The coding region runs from base 125 to 862 and encodes 245 amino acids.
GCUCUGAGACCGGGACCCAGCAGCUGCCUCCUGUUCUCCCGGCAGGUGUUUCCAGCUGUGCACGGAGACUGACUGGCCGAGGACCCACCCCGGAGAGCUUUGGACACCUUAACAGUGAACGAGCAUGGAGGGGGAGGAUUACAACAACUCCUACGAUUACCAUUACGAUUACGAGUACCCCGAGGAUCCUGAAGCCAUCCUGAUUUCGGAGGAGUUUCCACCCCCGGAAGGCGGGGCGAUCAGGAUCUUCCUGGUGGUGGUCUACAGCAUCAUCUGCUGCCUGGGCAUCCUGGGCAAUGGCUUGGUGAUCUUCAUCGCCACCUUCAAGGUGAAGAAGACGGUGAACACCAUCUGGUUCGUCAACCUGGCCAUCGCCGAUUUCCUGUUCAACCUCUUCCUCCCCUUCCACAUUGCCUACGUGGCCGCGGACUACCACUGGGUCUUCGGGACCGCCAUGUGCAAGGUCAGCAACUUCCUGCUCAACCACAACAUGCACACCAGCGUCUUCCUGCUGAUGGCCAUCAGCUUCGACCGCUGCAUCGCGGUGCUCCUCCCCGUCUGGUCCCAGAACCACCGCAGCAUACGGCUGGUCUACGUGGCCUGCGUGGUCAUCUGGGUCCUGGCUUCCCUCCUGAGCUUCCCUUCCCUCGUGUUCCGGGACACGGUCCUCGUGCACGGGAAGAUAGCGUGCUUCAGCAACUUCAGCCUGGCGGAGGCCAACUCUUCCCUGGGGCCUGCUCGCCUUCAUCCGGGCUCCGUGGGCUUCCGCUGGCACCUGGCGGUGAGCGUCAUGCGCUUCCUCUGUGGCUUUCUGAUCCCGGUCUCAUCAUCACGCUGCUACGUGAAGCGACUCGGGCACUAG